AUGGAAUUACUUCUGCUGGCACUUCUCCUCCCCCACGUGCCACUUCACGUUCUCAGCGUCAAUCACCCGAAUGAAAAAUAUCCCAACGAAAGCUGGGCCAUUUUAUGGUUGAACACAUUAUGCAGUAUGUGCGCUUACCGUCAACCCGGUGAGCCUCCCCGUACACCGAAACACCUGUCCCUGGAGGCUUAUCCAACGAAUCAAUCACACCGGGUCGAGCAUUUUAUCUCGUUGGUGGCGAGAAAUGCAGGCGCUGGCAGGAGCUGCGCAUUUUCUGUGUCAUUAACAUCGGGUUUUCCCAGUGCAGAUGGAGAUGGGUUGACUGCGGUGAGACUUGUCGUAUUGACUGUUGGUGGACUCAAUGUACUUUUUGAUGAUGAGUUUCACUGGAGCAGAGAACCUGUACUAAUUUUGCUGAUUAUGGAUGGCGAUGGUGAUGAUGAUGAUGAUGAUGAUGAUGAUGAUGAUGACCAUGUCCGGAGGCAGAACGUUAUUGAACUCCUCUCCAACACUCUCCGAGGGAUCUGGAAGACCUUCGGCAUCUCCAAUGUCUUCAUUGCGCUGUCCAACGAUGACCGAAGAGUCUGGACGUACGAUCCGUUCUUCAGGGAUGAGGCAACGAUGUUGCAUGGAAGAGUGCGGGAGAUGGUACUGGGGGAGCAAGACCUCUGUCCGGAUCCUCCUUCGUACUUCAACGGAUAUGGCAUCAAAGUCGCGAUGUUUCACGCACCACCAGCGUGCGUCCUGAGGGGAAAAAGCAGGGGAAUCAAGUCCCUCGAUGACGCUCUCGGGCCGGACGGUCUGAUGCUCCAGAGUUUUAUUAAUCACGUAAACCUGAGUGCGGUGAUUUACGUGCCGAAGAAAAAAUGGGGAACUGAUCUGGGAAAUGGAACGCUAACUGCGACGAUGGGUGACGUAGCGACAAGACGAUACGACAUAAGCUUCAACACGAGGUACGUGAAAAAUUAUGCUCAGAGGGGAACACCGUCAGACGCGGUGGUAUUUACGGAGCCCGUUGACGAGGAUCGUGUGUGCAUAAUCGUCCCAGCCCCCCAGGAGAUGCCCCGUUGGCGGCGGAGUUUCUCCCACUUCGAUCCAACAAUUCUGAUGUGCUUCCUGAUAGGUCUGGUGAUCACCUCCCUCCUCUGGCGUAUUCUGCAGUACCGAAGGGGUCGGCCACCACCGGGCUACCACGUGGUGUUCCUGGACACCAUUCUGCUGUUCGUGGGAUUGCCCGGGAAGCUGAUGAAAAUCCAGACCGAGAGGAUACUCAAUGGAAUCCUCCUUUUCCUGGGGAUGACCACCAUGGGGGCAUUCACCGGGGUUCUCUAUCACUCCUCCACCAAUCGCACGUUCUAUCCGGCUAUUAAUACGUUGGAGCAACUGGAUCACUCGGGUUUACUUGUUGGGGUCAAUAAUCCGGGCUUGCUGGACACCUUUGGCCCACCUGGAGAGGAACCGGGCCCUUUGGAGCGUUCGGUCCUCAAACGACUCAAGAGGAAAUUCAAAGUGGGGACUUCUAACGACUCCCGGUCGUCGAUUCAGAAAACUGCUGAGGAAAAUAUCGCUGCCAUCUCCAGGUCCAACAGCUUCAGCGUCGACAGGCACCGUCAUAUCGGAGAGGAUGGCAGAAGUCUUCUUCAUCUUGUACCCGAUUGUCCCCAGCGGUACUAUCUAGCGUAUCUGAUACCCAGGAAUUCGUUUCUCGAGGGAUCGUUGAAUCGCGUCAUCCAGCGGAUGAAGCAGGGCGGCUUCGUGGAGUUUUGGAAGGCGAUGACCAACCGGCAGCUCUUGAGGCAGGAGUUUGCAGCAGCCAACGAAGAUGAGCAGCUGGCGGAAGCCAAGGCCUUCUCCGUUGCUGAUAUGCAGUCGUGUUUGUUCAUUCUCGGGGUGGGACUCGGGGUGGCGUACGCCGUCCUGGUGGGGGAGAUUAUUCUGCAUCGCCUUAAACAGCGAGCGUAGGGGUGACUGAGAGGGUGACCGAAGGGGAGACGUGAGGACAUUGUGAAGUGAGAGUGGA
Molecule: messenger RNA, 2020 nt
Organism: Diachasmimorpha longicaudata
Lineage: Eukaryota; Metazoa; Arthropoda; Insecta; Hymenoptera; Braconidae
Exons: 3
Coding region: 1-1962 (653 amino acids)
Source: RefSeq, a predicted model, not a curated record